Messenger RNA from Anneissia japonica, 782 nucleotides. RefSeq names its product calcium-binding protein CBP-like. Bases 37 to 495 code for a protein of 152 amino acids. The transcript is spliced from 7 exons. The record is from RefSeq and is a predicted model, not a curated record. Lineage: Eukaryota; Metazoa; Echinodermata; Crinoidea; Comatulida; Comatulidae. Gene Ontology annotation, molecular function: calcium ion binding.
CAUUCUUUCAUUUAACGUAUUUUGCAGGAUGAGCUGAUGGACAACUGUGAGCUAGAUGCUUUCUUCAAAACAUUGAAAGAAAACGACCAGCUUCUUUGUGACAUUUCCCAAGAGACAUCGGCAGCCAUUUCCGCUCUUUUUGACGAAGACGAUUCAAGGAAACUCUGUAUAGAUGAAGUUUGCAAUAUAGGGGCCUUAGUUCAUUAUAGCAAAGUGAUGUUCAGAAAAGCGGAUAAAGACAGAAGUGAGUGUCUGAAUGCCAGUGAGUUGAGGGACGCAUUGUAUCGGGCAGGGCUCAUCACCAGUGACACAGUUCUAUAUCACUUGGUCAGUCGUUACGUGGGUAGUGAUAAUAAAGUCACAUUUGACGAGUUCUUCCUCAUAGUUUCGAAACUUCGCUAUAUUAUAAAGCAAUUUGAAGCACUGGGCGGAUCGAAUGAGAAAUCCGUAGCAAUGUCCGUUGAGGAUUUACUGACGAUGUGCUCCAAACUGUGAGCUGUUUUGAGUAACGAUAUACGAGAACGAUUAAAAUAGUUGUAAUGAUGAUUAUCCUCAGAAAAUAUUACUAACAAAUAUGUACGGGAAGUAGUAUCGUCAACUAGCAGUUAUGUACUUACCAGACGCUCUUCUAGGUUGAAAUCCUAUGGUGAUAGAGCCUUCAGUGUUGCUGCACCUAUCCUCUGGAACCAGUUACCAUCUGACUUAAGAGAAGCUACAAGUUUUAAUAUAUUCAAGUCAAAGCUCAAGAAAUUCCUGUUUUGUUGAUUUGCCGACCUCUGACC